AUGAGUUUCCAGUAUCCCGGUGUGGACUAUGACCUGCGCAACCGCGUUGAUGAUUUUGGCAUUGGCCACAACAACACGCACUGGAAGAAUAUUGGGCGUGACAGUGAAAGAUCCCAUGCCAUGAGCGUGAGCGCCGACCUUGCAGGAUGCACAUCGCCUAUCCUGCAAGUGCGCGAGGUCGCAAUGAUGAUCUUCAUGGACAAGAUCACAGACAAGGAGAGUUGGGAAGAGAAACACGACGACAAGGUGCACAUGCCGCGCAAGGCGAGGAUCCUCUCCGAAAAUACCUUCAACUAUAGUAUUGCCGAGCUGCGAAAUAAAGCGACCUACUUCAAAUCAUCCAAGCUCAUCCCGACCCUCGAUGCUGGCCAUCACACCGUUGUCAAGUCCGACAACUUGGUUGGUGAUGAGAUCCACGCCGAACUGGCUGCCGCGUUUGACAAGCUUCAGAGAGAGGCUCUUGGGAACGAAGACUGGCAUCCAGGAAGUGAUGAAGUGCAACAAAAUUUUGUUCAUCCUUCCAUGUAUCCGCUCACGACACCACUCUUGGACCAUAUCGGCAGCGGCUCAAUUGCUUCCGAGUAUUGGUCCGAAAAGUGCCAAUGGCUUCCCUCACUGGUCGACGUGAGGAAUGGCGCGCCCAAGUUCGCCAGUUACAUCAACGGGCGACAGCACCCUGAAGUCUAUGGCGCGGUAGAGAAGCUCAUCGACGCUGUCAUAACGGCAUGGGACCAGUGCUUGCGGGACACGAACAGGUACACCGUAGAGACUCCCGCUAGACGACCGUCAACACGGCUCAAGCGGUUUCAGGAGGCCGAUGACGACAAUGAGUCGCUUUGGGAAUCAUGCGACCUCGAAGAGUGGAGGGAUAUCCAGAAUGAGCCAAGCAAAGACACUCUCGAGGAAAUUGCUGGCCAACUCGACUUGGAAGAUGACAGGCACGGCCCGCCUAGCCAGAGUGACGAAUCAGAAUGGGAAAGAAGCCGGAACAGCCCACGAGAACUGACUGAGGAUGAAAAGCAGCUAGCUAAAUGGCUCGAACUGCGAGAUCUCGUGCAUCCCGAGCCACCUGGGUUUGAGACAAUCAACUACGAGCCGCAGCACGCGAGUAUCUGUCAAAGAUUGGCCAAACACGGCCUUCAAAUCAUCGUCACGAUGGCCUCUGCCGAGCGGACGCCGGAGAAGCCCGAGUUUGCUGGUGGCAACUGGCAUAUGAGCCAAAUCCUGCGGCGGGAUGCGAGCGCGCUCCCCGAAGGCUGCAUGACUCUCGACGAGGCCAAGGAGCACCGCCUGGCACUAAUGGAAGAGCGCACCGCGAGUACGAACAAGAUGGAGGAAAGUUGGGUCAAAACGGAACAUAACUUCUGCGAGCACUGA
Emericellopsis cladophorae is the source of this 1377-nucleotide messenger RNA. RefSeq lists its product as uncharacterized. Lineage: Eukaryota; Fungi; Ascomycota; Sordariomycetes; Hypocreales; Bionectriaceae. The transcript has 6 exons. Bases 1 to 1377 code for a protein of 458 amino acids. The record is from RefSeq and is a predicted model, not a curated record.